AUGGGCGACCCAGGUCGAGUCCGACGACCUACACUCUGGCGAGGGGCGAGGGGCGAGAGAUGGUAUGCGGGCUGGACAAGGAGCUCACGAGCUCACUCAGCAAGUGCCCCACAACUGCAAGCCAAGGCCACGAGCGCGGUCUCGUCCGGUGCACAAGAGCCCGGUACCGGUGGGCAGGAACUGGGCACGCUGGAGGAGAUGCUGGAGGAGGCGCAAUCGUGGUACGUGUUCUGCGCCAACCACAACGACUCCCAGCUCACGAAUCAGCUCGAGGACCAGAGCUCGUAUAUCGGUCCUACAGUGGGCACCUCGCGGUGCUCAAUGCGCGUGAAGGCGAACCACGGGAACACAUUGAGCAAGCGCAUACGGAGUUGGUUCUCAAUGAGAACGAUCUCGUACUCCCACCAAGGCUCUAUUAUGAUCUUCUUCAAGCACUUUGACACGUCCAAGCAGACACUGUAUGGUGCCGGCAAUAUACAGGUGCAGCGGGCCAGCAAGGUCAGCGACCUUGUGCCGAUGGUCAACGAGCGGAUGCGAUGGACGCCGGGGACGCCUGCGAAGGUCUAUGAGUACUACGACUUCCUGCAGAACAGGGUCAUGGUUCUCUUCCUGCCGAAGUUCGAAGAGCCCGUUCAUGAUCAUCCGGAGUUCAACCUCAUCCUCAGCAAGAAGCAAACCUACGAUGCUCUGCGGUUCACGACGGCGCACGCGACGAACGGCACGCCCAAGUCGACCCUCAAGCGGUCCCCGAACCAGCCCGCCGCAGAGAUCAUCUCGCCGACGAUCUACGUCAGCCCGCAGGCGACGACGGUAAUCCUCUACGAGAAGCUCGACGUGAGCAUCGUCGGGCUCGAGACGAAGCGCAGCCUCAAGGUCGUCUGGGCGGGCGAUGGGCGAGGCUGGUAA
Messenger RNA from Fomitopsis serialis, 906 nucleotides. RefSeq names its product ICP0-binding domain of ubiquitin-specific protease 7-domain-containing protein. The transcript has 6 exons. The record is from RefSeq and is a predicted model, not a curated record. Bases 1 to 906 code for a protein of 301 amino acids. NCBI's taxonomy places the organism in Eukaryota, Fungi, Basidiomycota, Agaricomycetes, Polyporales, Fomitopsidaceae.